GUGGGGUACAUGGGUGGAAAAGUUGUCUCGGAGAGAGGCUUCCUGGCUUGGGUGGGAGAGGACACUGGCUUUGGGAGUGCCAGGCCAUAGCUGGACUGGUGGAUUUGGUGUGGCUGAAAUCUCCGUUUGGAUCCCAGCGUGGGGCUUAGAUAGGUGGAGGGAGGGGGAAUCGAUGAUGUGGUGCAAUUCAGAUCACUUUGAUCAUUGUCUGUGGCAGUGUUAGUUUUGACUGGAGAGGUAGUGUGGUGACCACAAACACUAAGCAAGGAAUGCUGUGAAGAGAGUUGCACCCUCUCAGAAUCUUUGGCAGCUGAAAGGGAGAGUCUCCCUGCAGAGCCUUUUAGAUGCAUUUGGAGCUUCCAGGGGUUCUGUGUAAAAGCUGUUGUCCAGCUGAAGUGGAUUCCUGUCAUGAUUAGGCAAAGCCCAUUGACUGCCAAAGGGAAACAAGGGAGGUAGUCCUAACAACCUUUGGUUAUCGAGAGAGUUGUGUGAUUUUUUUCCUGUCAAAUGGAAAUGAGUGGAAAUUGGGUAUUCCUGGAGUUUCACAACCUUCAAACGCAUCUUCUGUAAAGUGCGAAUGGCUUUUCUCGGCUUUCAGAACUGAGCUGUAUUUACUCCUUUGCUGCGGUUUAAAUUGUUUCAUGAAAGCUGCAUGCAUGGGGGAAGGACUUUAAAAAAAGCUGUGUAAUGAACUUUACCAUGGCUUUGUGGGCUGGGAGCUAUGCCCAGCUUAUAGGAUGAUCCUCUGGACCAGACAAUUUGCCCACUGUGGGGUCAGAUGGUUCUUCCGUUCUCGGAGUCUCUGUUUCUCUCAGGCUGCUGAAGGCAUGAUGUUCCGGAACGUCCAUAAGGUGCUCUGCGUGGCAGAGAAGAAUGAUGCUGCUCGAGGGAUUGCAGAUAUCCUUUCCAAUGGCAGGAUGAGGCGGAGAGAAGGGAUUUCCAAAUUCAACAAGAUCUAUGAAUAUCAAUAUCACAUGUUUGGUCAGAACGUCUCUGUGGUAAUGACUUCCGUUUCAGGACAUCUCCUGGCUCAUGAUUUCAAGAUGCCAUUUAAAAAAUGGCAUAGCUGCAACCCACUUCUCCUCUUUGAUGCAGAAAUUGAGAAAUACUGCCCUGAAAACUACAUAGACAUCAAGCGAACCCUGGAAAGAGAAGUUCAGCACUGCCAAGCUCUGGUGAUCUGGACAGACUGCGACCGCGAAGGAGAGAACAUCGGCUUUGAGGUCAUUCACGUCUGCAAAGCAGUGAAGCCGAGUCUCCAGGUGUUCCGAGCUCGUUUCUCUGAGAUCACACCUCGUGCCAUCAGAAGUGCCUGUGAGAACCUUGUCCAGCCCAAUCAGAAUAUCAGCAAUGCCGUGGACGUUAGGCAAGAGUUGGACCUCAGGAUAGGGGCUUCCUUCACCCGAUUUCAGACACUGAGGCUCCAGAAAAUCUUCCCUGAUGUUUUGGCAGAACAGCUAAUCAGCUAUGGGAGCUGCCAGUUCCCCACACUGGGAUUUGUGGUGGAAAGGUUUAAAGCCAUUCAAGCAUUUGUGCCUGAGACCUUUUAUAAAAUUAAAGUGACUCACGAUCAUGAAGACGGCACUGUGGACUUCAACUGGAAGAGGAAUCGUCUCUUCAACCAUACGGCAUGCCUUAUUCUCUAUCAGAUAUGCAUGGAGGAUCCACUGGCCACGGUUGUGGAGGUUGGGAGCAGGCCCAAAAGUAAAUGGAGACCCUUGCCACUGGACACUGUGGAACUUGAGAAGCUGGCUUCUCGUAAGUUGAAAAUAAAUGCCAAGGAAACCAUGAAGAUUGCUGAGAAGCUCUACACUCAGGGGUACAUAAGCUAUCCUCGAACAGAGACCAAUAUUUUCCCCAAAGACAUCAACCUCCCCAACUUGGUGCAGCUUCAGACUCAAGACCCCCACUGGGGAGCUUUUGCACAAAGGGUUCUAGACCAGGGUGGGCCUACUCCCCGGAAUGGAACUAAAUCGGAUCAGGCCCAUCCCCCUAUUCAUCCCACAAAAUAUGCUGGUAAUUUGCAGGGGAACGAGCAGCGACUGUAUGAGUUCAUCGUGCGUCACUUCCUGGCUUGCUGUUCCCAGGACGCUAAAGGGCAGGAAACGACAGUGGAGAUUGACAUUGCCAGUGAGCGUUUCAUAGCUCAUGGACUCAUGAUCUUGGCCAGAAACUACCUGGAAGUCUAUCCGUAUGAGAAGUGGAGUGACAAGGUUAUCCCUGUGUAUGAGAAGGGGUCUCGCUUUCAGCCCAGCACUGUGGAGAUGGUUGACGGGGAGACCAGCCCGCCCCAGCUGCUCACAGAAGCGGAUCUUAUUUCCCUCAUGGAGAAACACGGCAUCGGAACUGACGCUACCCACGCCGAGCACAUUGAGACCAUCAAAUCCCGCAUGUAUGUGGGUCUUACUCCAGAGCAGAGGUUUCUUCCAGGGCACCUGGGGAUGGGGCUGGUAGAAGGCUACGAUUCCAUGGGUUAUGAAAUGUCCAAGCCUGACCUCCGAGCCGAGCUAGAAGCAGACUUGAAGCUAAUUUGCGAGGGAAAGAAGGACAAAUCAGUUGUGCUGAGGGAGCAGAUCCAGAAAUACAAGCAAAUCUUUGUCGAAGCCGUGGAAAAGGCAAACAAGCUGGACGAGGCUCUUUCUCAGUAUUUUGGGGAAGUGACCCGUGUUGCCCAAGAAGAAGAAAUCUAUCCAGCAAUGCCAGAUCCUGUCAGAAAAUGUCCUCAGUGCCACAGUGACAUGGUCUUGAAGACCAAGAAGAACGGCGGAUUUUACCUUAGCUGCAUGGGCUAUCCUACCUGUAAAUCUGCAGUGUGGUUUCCUGACUCUGUGCUGGCAGUGAGCAAGGAUGAUUCUGUCUGCGAUGUGUGCAGACCACAUCCCGUUCACAGGUUGAAACUGAAGUUCAAGAGGGGCAGCCUCCCUGCUAUCAUGCCCCUGGAGUUUGUCGGCUGUAUUGGAGGCUGUGAUGAAACUCUGAGGGAAAUCCUGGAUCUGAAAUAUCUGCACGGCCCGCCCAGACCUUUGCAGCCAAACAACCAACCAGCUAACCCUUUGCAAGCCAAUCGCUCCCUUAACUGUGUGUCCAACAAUCAAAACAGCUUUGCUCGACUACCAACAAACAUACCAUCGGGCCCACCAGCUUCCCACACAAAGGUGGCACGAAAUCCAGCCCCCGCCGUUGUUGAUACUGAUGAGAAUGCUGUGGUGUGCAACUGCAGGGAAGAGGCUGUACUGUUGACAGUCCGCAAAGAAGGACCCAACCAAGGCAGGCGCUUCUACAAAUGCAGUGCGGGCAGCUGCAACUUCUUUCUGUGGGCUGACCAAGAAGCAGAUGACAGGAGCAAUCGAGCACUUGGGGGCAGAGGGGAGAGGGACUGGGGACGCUCGUGGAGUGACGGCUCUUACCCAAGAGGAGGUGACAAUGGCAGAGAUGAGGGAAGAGGAGCUACCUGCAGGUGUGACCAACCAGCCGUCACCAGGACGGUUCAGAAAGAAGGUCCCAACAAAGGGCGCCAGUUCCAUACCUGCUCCAAGCCCAGAGAGCAACAGUGUGGUUUUUUCCAGUGGACUGAUGAAAAUGUAGCACCAGCAGCAGGCUUUCCUUCAAGCCAUUUCCAGGGAAGAGAGACAGGGAGCAAUCCCAAAAGGCCAAGCAGCGACUCUUCCAUAAGGGCACCCACGGCCAAGCGGUCGAGGACCUGUGGGAUCUGCCACCAACCUGGCCACACAAGGAAGACCUGUCCUCAGAAUCACUGAACUUUGCCAGCUCCCUGGAACUUGAUUCAAGAACAUCUGGGGAAAGCUGCGAGGAAGAGGAUCCCGUGUGGCACAAAUAGUUGGUGUGCGGCUGGGAUAUCGUGAGUCCGUUUGCAGUUAUUUGAAGUCCUUGAGAAUAUUGACAAAAGAUCAGAUAUGCCUCUUAAGCCAGAGGCAACAUUAAACCACUGUUCGUUUCUUCCUCGUGGAAAAAGCUGGACUAGAUUUUGGGAGUCCUUCCAGUCGCACUUUUCCCCUGGGCAAGGCUUGCAGCUGUCUCGUUUUCCAUUUCAACUGCAUGCAGAAAGGGCAAGGCAGCUUCUUUUCCUAACAGCUUUGUACAGAGAGGUGCGAACGUGAUUCAUUAUGAAGCUGUGUACAUUCUCCCCCCCCUCCCACGAAUUAUGCCAAAGGUCAUCAAGGCAAAAUCAGCAAAGUCAUAUAACAUGAAGCACUUGCUUUGCAAAUUUGAAAGUAUAUUGGGAGGAGACCUGUUUUCUACUGCAUGUAUGCCUCCAAGCAAAGAAAGAGGAGAUGAUGAAACUGCAGAAGGAAGCUCCACAGUUUACAGUUCUUUGGUGGGGGAGAUGUAUGAACGUGAUCUGUAAAUCCUUACUUGUAUAGAAUUCAGCAGUAUCCUUUAUUGAGCACAGGUAGGUGAUCAUCUUGCUGGAUAAAGACACCUUCCUUUCCCCAAGUGAGACCAGAUGGCCUCAGCUGGUUUAUGCAAGAAGUGUAUACAUUGUUUUGCAAUACAUGCAGUUUGACUAUCAUUUCCCCCAAACCAUGCUGCUCUUUAGCAAAAAAGUACUUCUGCUCACCGCUGCCUGGUAAGAACUGGUUUGACUUUUUUAUUAAACUAACUUUUACCGGAAGCUUUGUGCUUGUGUGAUAUUUGAGUGUAACCUUUGUUGGGGCAACAGUAAUUGGAACUCUGCACAUUCUACGCUGAAGCUUAGCUUGUACCUUUGUAGAAUUCAGUUUGUUUUAGGGAUGGAAGCAGUUGAACCAUGUGUAUAUCACUUGCUACCUCGUGCAGCCCUGCUUUAAUGGUUUCUGAGCUUUUAGCAUAAUCUUGCCUGCUUGUUUUAAAAGUUCUUCUUUGCAACUUUGAGGCCUGUACCAUUCCUGCUCCUUUUUCUGAGCUAUGAAGCAUUCCUUUCCCAGUCCUCUUUCUACUCAUUAACAGAGCUCCCUGCCCCCUCCUCCUGUGCUAUUUUCCACUGGUAGAACUGUAGGUGUGUAGUAAUAGCUGAAGCCAGCUCAUAAUAUCACAGUUUCAGGAAGGAGGUUUUUCGUUUGUGAAGAACACGCAGUCAUAUUUUUCUGCAUACCUCCACUACUUGAGGAUUGUAUUAAGAUAUUAUUCAUUUCUAGUAGACUAGAGAUUUACACUCCAUUAUAGAGCCUUCACUUUUCCCACAGGUAGGCUCUUGUUA
Eublepharis macularius is the source of this 5197-nucleotide messenger RNA. It is a transcript of the gene TOP3A, whose product is annotated as DNA topoisomerase III alpha. Bases 738 to 3758 code for a protein of 1006 amino acids. The transcript has 19 exons. NCBI's taxonomy places the organism in Eukaryota, Metazoa, Chordata, Lepidosauria, Squamata, Eublepharidae. Gene Ontology annotation, biological process: DNA topological change. The record is from RefSeq and is a predicted model, not a curated record. Gene Ontology annotation, cellular component: chromosome; nucleus. Gene Ontology annotation, molecular function: DNA topoisomerase type I (single strand cut, ATP-independent) activity; DNA binding; zinc ion binding.